ACAGAGCCCAAAAGAUUUUUAUGAGUUUCAUUCCCGCCAUCAGAACGCACCCACACCCGCACCCGCACUCUCUCUCCUGGCUUUUGAAUCGUCUGUGCUGCUUUCGAACUUGAGGUCUCCUGUUCUUCUCCAUUCAAUGGCGAAACCUAAAGAAGAGAAAUCAGACGAUCUAGAAAUCACCUCAAUCGGAGCUCUGCACAAAGGUCCCUGGGACAAGAAGUACUGGAGCAGCUCUAGGGGUAAAGACCGCUAUCCUUAUCCAGUCGGGUACCAAGCUCUUCGGACUCAUAAUGGGAUCAGAUAUAAGAUGGAAAUCCAUGAAGGUCCCAAAGGGCCUUUAUUUGUGAUCAUAUCUGCUGAUGGAAUCUCGUGUUCUGGGCAAACUCCAGAUAUUGCAUGGGAGAUCUUUCAAAAGAAAGGCUGCCCUCGUUUAAAGACAUUGCAUGGGAAGAGACUUUCAUGCAAGAUAGAUGGUGUGGAGUUUUUUGGGUUCAGAAAUCCAUUUGUCCAGCGGUUACUUCGGGAACUGGUGGCAAACGUCAAUGGAACAGCAGAACAGACUUUGCUAUCAGCCAGCUUCUGUAAUAGAGCAUCUGGAGCAGAGAAUGAUACACGACUUCCAGAUUCAUGUACAUAUCCUGAUCUGCUACCAUAUUUGGAGAAACCACAGACUACAGGGAAGAGAAGUAGAAAACAGAAAAAUAUAAAUAUGAAGUCGAUUAGUGGGUCUGCCCGCAAAAGACUUCGACCUUCCGAGCUUACAGAUAAUUCUGUCGCUUCAAGUUCCAGACAAAGGAAUCGUAAUGCCAAAGAUGGUUUGCCUUUGGAAACUGUUGGCCUUUGUGAUCAUCUUAGAGAGGAAGCCCUCAUCCUCCAAGAGGAGGGAAAGCUUGUUAGUUCUGAAAAUUAUAUAUCCACUAGAGCAGUUAAUAUCCCUUCCACUGAGGAAAAACCUCUUGAUAGGUCAAAACAUAUCAAGGUGCAAGGGCUCGGUUACUCAACACCAGUAGAAGACAACAACGUGGAAACCGUAUUUCCAAAGAGUUCUCAAGGUUUCAAUAAUGUGGAUCACUGUGCUCCUGACACCUUAGAUCAUAUGCAAGAUAAUACUUCUGCUUAUGCCUCUACUGCUCAUAAGGAAGGUCCUGACAAUGUGAAAGAUGAGCUAACUGCAGCUGACAUGACCAUUUUUGAAGGUUCAGUAACUGAAUCUCACCUGGAAGGAGAAGUGGGCACUUAUACUUCAAAUGGAAGUUCGGAAAGAAGUGAUUUUGAUUCAGUUGGUCAGGAAGUAGCCAAGUCAAUGAUGACAGUUCUGCUUCCACAAGCACUUCCCCUGCUCAAGGAGACCUCAAGGAAGAAAAAGGCAACAAACAACCAUUUGGGACUUUCUUUCUAUAGAGCAGAAUCUCUAGACGAAAACAAUGGAGCUUGCCCCAUUGUGAAUGUUGCAUCUCCUGCUCUAGUGCUUGCUGAGAAUUCCCCUGUGGAAAUAGAGGAAAAGGUGCAAACGUUUAGGAGAGAUUUUGAUCCAGUUAUCCCAAGUUUUGAACAUGUCAAAUCUGUUAUUCCUGACAGUUUCGAGGAUGAUCAAUGUGGACAUGAUUCAACUAAUGGACCACCGCUCUUUUCUGAUAUUGCUGGAGCUGAUCAGGCUUCUUUUGAUAAAGACACGUGUGCUUGUGACACUUUGGGACAGUUUAUCAACGUUGAUGCGUGGAAGGAGUCAUCUGUUUGUCAUGUUGAAACCAGUGAGAGAAAAGAUGGUUUCUCAUGCAGUAAAGCAAAUGUGGCUUCAAAGUUGGACGAGAACUCCAUCCACCAUGGAAUUCUUUCUGUGGAAAGAGAAAAGACUUUGCUUGAUUGUGCUGAAGUUGUGUUUCUACAAGUUGUAGAUACAAGUGGUGCUAACACAAAGUGCAUGGUGAGUUCUGUUCAAAUAUCAGAGCAAAGCAUCAGUAGUAAAAUGGAUGGUGCUGAAGCUGGUAAUCAAUUCUCAGAUGUAGCUCCUUUAACAAGAAAAUACAAUGGUCUCCUCUCAGAAAGUAUCAUAUAUAGAAACUUUGGAGAUGAUUGCAUCCUUGAUGCUUAUCCUACAGUAGGACCUUUACUUGCUGCAGAAAUUCAUCAAGUUAGUUCUUCUGCUAGCAGCCCAGGUAAAAAAGUUCUAUUUAGUCCUGAAGUGAAGCUUGAAGGGCAGCACUACAAUUUAAAUACAGAAGAAAUUGCUCUUAACCCUGAAGAAAGUUGUCAAGCCUACAUUGACAAGAAGCUUGUUGAGCAACAGAACCUUGUAAAGUUAAACAGAUCUGUUCAGAAAGGAGGAACAAGUUUCAGUGAGAAUAACAUGUCUAAUGCCGAGGAAGUUCAAGCUGGGAAGGCCCACAUUAAGAUGGAGGUUAAGCACGAUCUAGUGGGCAGCACUGAGCUUGUGGGAUGCUAUGUCCACCCCAUGCCUGUUUUGUCAGUGUUAUUGAACACAAGAGAGGAUGAAAUCCAUAUUUGUGUCUUAUGUGGUCUUUUGGUGGAUAAGGACACAAUCUUGUUUAUUUACAAAGUUACAAUUAAAGAACCAAGGUUGCAAAGCCCUACUUUUGUUGGUUACACGCCAAUUAUAUUGCCAACUCUAAAGGACAGAAGUGGUGGAGAGGUUGCAUUGGACAGAUUUGGUUUGCAAUUCACUCCAGAUGGGCAGUCCCUUGUUUUACUAAACAGUAUAAAAACACCUUAUUGCCGGGAACAGAAGAUCCCCUGUCUCUGCUCUGCAUGUAAGUUGGAAUGCUUUGAGGAGAAUGCAAUAAAGAUUGUGCAAAUAAAACUUGGUUUUCUUUCAGUUGUGGAAAAAUUGAAAACAGUUGACAGUGUUCAAUGUAUAUUAGUCUGUGAACCGAACCAUCUUGUUGCUGUUGAAGAGAGUGGGAGACUUCAUGUUUGGGUCAUGAAUUCAACAUGGAGUGUACAGACAGAGGACUUCAUUAUACCAACUAAUGAUUGUGUAUCUCCUUGCAUAGUUGAGUUGAAGAGAAUUCCAAAGUGUGCUCCUUUGGUCGUUGGUCAUCAUGGUUUUGGGGAAUUUAGUUUAUGGGACAUUUCCCAACGCAUCCUCAUAUCAAGGUUCGCAAUGCCAAGCAUUUCAAUUUUCGAGUUCAUUCCAAUCAGCUUGUUUAGUUUCCAAAGUGAGGUUCCUCUUUCCAGCAAUCCUGAUGUGGAUUUGCACAUAAACAAAAUAAUGGCUGCAACAAAAAUGUGGUUCUCAAAGCACAAUGAAAAUUACACCUUUCUUCCAUUAGGGGGGGAAAGCAUUGCUGUGUGGCUUCUUGUUUCAACUCUUUCUGACUCUGACACUCAGCAUGACAAUCAAAUGAAUGAUUGCCAAACAAAUCCAGUUGGAUGGUGGAGACUAGCUCUCCUGGUGAAAAAUAUGGUCAUCCUGGGAAGUGCAUUAGAUCCAAGGGCAGCUGCUAUUGGUGCUUCAGCUGGUCAUGGGAUCAUUGGUACACAUGAUGGACUUGUGUACAUGUGGGAAUUGUCUACAGGUACUAAGCUUGGCAGUUUACACUAUUUCAAAGGGGGUGUGUCAUGUAUUGCUACGGAUGAUUCAAGAUCAGAUGUUUUUGCUGUAGCUGGUGAUGGAGGUCAGUUGCUGGUUUACCUACAUCCCCAAAAGGAAUCUUGAAAAUUAACAAGCAUACAAGCAACAAGCUGUUUUGUCAUCUUUUUAAAUGGUUUCAUUGUACGCUGUCUGUGAGCUGGUAUAUGGAUUCCUUAAAGCGAUAGACUGUACCCUGACAAUCCGUGCAAUUUAGGUUGGUUAGACAUUUGUACAUCUGUACUUUCUCUUUUCUCUGCGAUUGGAUAACCCAUACACCAAAUAUUUCAUCCCUGGUAUAUUGGUGCAAUGAAACUCAAUAAUCUUGACAAUUGUUAAUAAAAUUUGAUUGAUUUUUUCAACCCA
Messenger RNA from Vitis riparia (riverbank grape), 3955 nucleotides. RefSeq lists its product as uncharacterized. NCBI's taxonomy places the organism in Eukaryota, Viridiplantae, Streptophyta, Magnoliopsida, Vitales, Vitaceae. The record is from RefSeq and is a predicted model, not a curated record. Gene Ontology annotation, molecular function: protein binding. Gene Ontology annotation, cellular component: nucleus. The transcript has 16 exons. Gene Ontology annotation, biological process: regulation of cell cycle. Bases 137 to 3676 code for a protein of 1179 amino acids.